This is a messenger RNA of Stegodyphus dumicola, 522 nucleotides long. RefSeq lists its product as uncharacterized. Lineage: Eukaryota; Metazoa; Arthropoda; Arachnida; Araneae; Eresidae. The record is from RefSeq and is a predicted model, not a curated record.
AUGCUUCUGUACCAUGCAGGAGUUCAAAUCCUGAUGAGCAACUUAAGAGAAGAUUUUUGGAUUCUUAAAUGCAGGAAGACAAUAAGAAAUGUAAUCAGAAACUGUGUAAUAUUUAAACGAUUUAAUUUGCGGCUUAAACCGAUCAUCGAAGCUCCUCUCCCAGAAGAUCGCAUAAAGGAAGCUGCAGUUUUCAAAGUCACAGGAAUGGAUUACGCUGGCCCAUUAAUCCUAAGAAAUGGCCAGAAAGCUUGGAUUGUUAUAUUUACCUUUGCCAUUUACCGAGCUAUACAUCUGGAGUUGACAGCAUCUUUAUCGACAGAAUAUUUCUUGCAAACUCUUAGACGUUUCAUCGCUCGAAGGGGUCGACCUUCCAUCUUUUACUGUGACAAUGGUUCUAAUUUUUCAGGAGCUGAGAAUUUGUUGAAGAAAAUUGAUUGGGACGUCAUUUCCCAAUACAGCGGACCUCAAAAGAUCAUUUUGAAAUUUAAUCCCCCGUCUGUCCCAUGGUGGGGUGGGUGGUGA